Molecule: messenger RNA, 2043 nt
Organism: Vanderwaltozyma polyspora DSM 70294
Lineage: Eukaryota; Fungi; Ascomycota; Saccharomycetes; Saccharomycetales; Saccharomycetaceae
Gene: ORC2
Product: origin recognition complex subunit 2
Exons: 1
Coding region: 1-2043 (680 amino acids)
Biological process (GO): DNA replication
Cellular component (GO): nuclear origin of replication recognition complex; nucleus
Molecular function (GO): DNA replication origin binding
Source: RefSeq, a predicted model, not a curated record
AUGAAGUCAAGCGAUGGAGUAGAGAUGCAUAAUGAUAUACUGUCUUCACCGUCCAAAGAACUUAUGUCUGCUAAGAUGAAACAUAGAUAUGAAACGGGAGAAUCACCUAGGAAGAGAGGAAGAGGUACCAGAAAAAGUCAAUUGGAAUCUAUUACAAAUAAUAAUUCGAAAGGAAGUAGGAGAAGAAGGACAAGAAAUCGUGAAGUGAAUGAAAUAAUUGAUGAUCAAGAAGUAGAUGUUGCUGAUAAAGCAGAGAUCAAUAAUCAAUUAUCUGACAAUAAAGCAGAAGAUUCUGAUUCAACUGGGGAUAUAGGUGAGGAUGCUGGCGAAGAAGAAGAUGACGAUGAUGACGAGAGUGCAUACGAAUCUGCAUCUUCUACAAUUUCGAAUACCGUACCUAGAAGGGUUUCCGUCAACACUUCUAACCGUAAGAGGAAAGAAGUUGAUCCAUUUGCGGAUGAAGGUAAAGAUGAAGUCCCUUCAAGGACAAGGAAACGUACUAAAACUAGGACUCAAAGUACAUAUGACGAAAGCAAUUUCGACAUCGAUAUUGCUUAUGAUGAUGAUAAUGAGAAGAAUGAUAAGCAUUUACCUAGCAGUCCUUUUGGAUCCAGCAAUGGAGACGACGGCACAAAUAAUAUAUCAUUAGGCGUGCACUUAGAAAAUGAACCAAUGACUCCAACAAAAAAUAAAAAUAAAACUAAUAAUAAUAAUGUUACUUCUAAUCAUGAUUUUACAUCUCCUUUGAAAAAAGUCAUCAUGGACAAUUUAAAAGAGUAUAAAGAUAAUAAUAAGCAAAUAUCUUUAAAAUUAGACAGGAAUUUCAAGCCUACUAGAGCACCUUCAGAAUCUAAAUAUAGAAGACCUAAUGCUAGAGGGUUCAAUUCAUUUUUAGACACUUUUGAAGGCUAUUUUGAUCAAAAGAAACCCUUUAAACUAUUAUCAAAAUCUAAAAAUUCAAUGAGUAUGGCACCAACUAUCACGAGAGAAGAAUUUGCAGUUAUAUCUAACUGUUUCAAUAAAAACUUUAAAAAAGAAAGUAGAUUUCAAUUAUUACAAAUCCAAGAAAAAUUAUUUCCUCAAUAUUGGUUUGAGUUAACACAAGGGUUUUCAUUAUUAUUUUAUGGGGUUGGUUCAAAACGUGAAUAUCUAGAAAAAUUUGCCUUUGAAUACCUAUCACAAGAAAUAGCAUACGCGACAAUGAGAAAUAAUCCAUCUAUACAGUUGGAAACCGGUAUUCCGUGUAUUGUCAUCAAUGGGUAUAACCCUACUUGUAAUUAUAGAGAUAUAUCGAAGGAGAUAUCUCAAGCCUUAUAUACUGAAGAACUGGAGAGAAAUGAAACCAAAUAUUGGGGGAACCAUGUAUUACUACAAAUCCAAAAAAUGGUUAGUUUUUAUAAAAAUCAACCGUCAGAUAUUAAAUUAAUUGUUGUAAUUCAUAAUUUAGAUGGUCCAGCAUUAAGAAAAGAAGCAUUCCAAACAAUGUUGAGCUAUCUGGGUAAAAUUAAACAAGUUUCAUUAAUAGCAUCUGUUGAUCAUAUUUAUGCGCCAAUUUUAUGGGAUAACGUUAAAGCACAAGAUUUUAAUUUUGUUUAUCACGAUGUAUCCAACUUUGAGCCAGCCAAAAUUGAAUCCUCAUUCCAAGAUGUGAUGAAAUUAGGUAAAAGUGAAAAUAAUAACGGUGCAGAAGGCUCAAAAUAUGUGUUACAAUCGUUGACAUCCAAUGCUAAAAAAAUGUAUAAACUACUUGUCGAAACACAAUUGUUUAAUUUAGAACAAUCCAAUAAAACAACAGAUGGGAAAGUUGCACCAAAUAAACGUGGUACAUUAACUACUGGUGUUGAGUUUAGAACAUUUGCUCAUCAAUGUGCAUCGGACUUUAUUGCAUCUAACGAAAUGUCAUUGAGAACAAUGUUAACAGAAUUUGUUGAACAUAAAAUGGCUACAAUUUCUAAAAAUUUGACAGGGACAGAAUAUGUCUGGGUUCCUUACAGUUAUUCAGAAUUGAAAAAAUUAUCAGAGGAAGUUUUAAAAGAUGUUUAA